Messenger RNA from Arachis duranensis, 1344 nucleotides. RefSeq lists its product as uncharacterized. The record is from RefSeq and is a predicted model, not a curated record. The transcript is spliced from 5 exons. Bases 49 to 882 code for a protein of 277 amino acids. NCBI's taxonomy places the organism in Eukaryota, Viridiplantae, Streptophyta, Magnoliopsida, Fabales, Fabaceae.
GUAAAGUGGAAAACAAAUGCAGUGCGUGCAAAGCGCAAACAAAUCACAAUGGCCAGCAAUGAAGCAGCAGAAGUAAAAGAAGAAGAAGAAGAAAGAGAGGAUGCAACAAUGGCGAAGUUGGGUUCCUAUGGUGGCGAAGUGAGGUUGGUGGUUGAUGGAGAGGAAUCAGCUGCAGAAGAGAUCAUGCUUUUAUGGGGAAUCCAACAACCAACUCUUUCCAAACCCAACUCCUUUGUUUCUCAGUCUUCAUUGAAACUCUCCAUCGACUCUUGUGGACACUCUCUCUCCAUUCUUCAGUCUCCUUCUUCAUUGGGCACGCCUGGAGUAACUGGAUCAGUGAUGUGGGACAGUGGAGUUGUAUUGGGGAAGUUUCUAGAGCAUUCUGUUGAUUCCGGGAUGCUUGUUCUACAGGGCAAGAAGAUUGUUGAAUUGGGAUCUGGUUGUGGCUUGGUCGGUUGCAUUGCAGCUCUUUUGGGUGGUGAGGUCAUUCUUACUGAUCUUCCCGAUAGGCUGAGGCUACUUAGAAAGAACAUUGAAACCAACAUGAAACAAUUUUGUCUACGCGGAUCUGUGACAGCAACUGAACUCAUAUGGGGAGAUGAUGCUGACCUAGAACUUGUUAAGCCCAUGCCUGAUUAUGUGCUUGGAUCCGAUGUUGUUUACAGUGAGGGGGCCGUCGAGGAUCUGCUAGAGACUCUAGGGCAGCUCUGCGGGCCUAAUACAACUAUCUUCUUGGCUGGCGAACUUCGAAAUGAUGCCAUUCUUGAGUACUUCCUAGAAGCUGCAAUGAACAAUUUCAGAAUUGGUCGGGUCGAUCAAAAUCUGUGGCAUCCUGAUUAUCGCAGCAACCGAGUUGUUCUUUAUGUUCUUGUGAAGAAAUGAAAGUUUCAGAAUUAAUGAAACUAUGUUACUUUAUAGUUUAUACUCUACUAGAGUGUGACCCUCCUAUGCUAGAAUUCAUUGUAAAAGAUAUUCUCCUUCCAUAUAUUAUUUUUUGAUAUCAUGCUCAUUUUGAGAAGCCUAACAAUUUUGUUUUGACAGAUAAAAGUGGACUAUCAUCUGUGAACCAUUUUCAGUGAAUUCAUUCACAACCACUGUUAAGAAGACACAAUAUUGUAAUGCUUCAUGGAACAACUAAAACUCCAAUUCUUGCUUGGCUAUCAUCAAAGGCUACUUAAAUUCUAACAUGUAACAAAGUAAAGUCCAGUGUUGAUCAAAGAACUCCUAAAGCUAGAUACAUAUUUACUUUCUAAUUAUCUAUCAAUAGAAAUGCAAAAUUAAAAGUUAGUCACAAAGAGAACAUCUGUCAAAGUCGUUGAAUUAUGAGUAAAUUUUAUUCGACUA